CCUUUUCCUUUUCCUUUUUUGCUUCACAUUCCAACCAAAAGCUCCAAAUUUUUUUUAUUGUUUUUAAAAUUUUAAUUGAAUCUGACUGACUGGUAUCAAUGACCAUUUGAGAUUGAUGACAGUGAUGCACAACCUCCCAGUGGGCCCAUAAGAAUUGUGUCUCUGUCAUCCAACUGUUUGUGAAAUUGCCACACUCACUCAUACGGUCAUACCCCAUCGAUCAAAGAUCCGAAAUUUAAGCUCUUGACAUUGUUGCGGUGCUCAUUGUUGCUGUGGGAAGAUGAUUCAGUUGCUGUUUCUAGUGGUGUUCAUGGAGGCAGCGAUGAUAGUGGUGUUGCUGUUCAAGACCCCAUUGAGGAAGCUUGUGAUAAUGGGAUUGGAUCGGUUGAAGAGGGGUAGAGGACCACUCAUGGUUAAGAGUGUUGCAGGUACCAUCUUUGUGGUGCUCUUCUCCACUGUGUACACCAUGCUCCAGAUUCAGAAGCGUGGGAUCGAGGAUGCUGCUGGUGGUUCUCUCAACCCAACCGAUCAGGUUCUAAUGGCCAAGCACCUUCUUGAAUCGACACUAAUGGGUGCUGUACUUUUUCUUGCACUUAUGGUAGACAGAUUACACCAUUACAUAAGAGAACUCCGUCUUCGAAGGAAGGGCAUGGAAGCUGCCAAGAAACAAGCACGUGCAGAAGAAGCAAAAGUUUUGAAUUCAGAAGAAAACAAAGCCAUAGAAGAAGAAGCAGCCAGAUUGAGAAAAGAAGUCCACCAGCUUGAAUCUGAACUGCGGUCAAAAACUGAAGAUGUAGAUGUUGCAGAAGCCAAUGUAUCUGCUUUAAGAAAACAAUCUGAGGGCUUCCUGCUUGAGUAUGGCCGCUUACUGGAAGAAAACCAGGAACUCCGCAGUCAAUUACAAUCGGUCAAUGGAAGGUUGUCACGUUAAGGUACCAACAAGAGUAUGUCAGAAAAGAUUGCAGGUGUGUGGAUGAUUUAGUUUCCAGGAUUUCAUGGAAGUUUGCUGAUAACAGGUUUAUCACAUGAUCCAUAAGAAUUAGGAUUUUCACUUGAAGGUUGUGAUUUUGAUAUCAAUUUUCUGCUGACAAAAAAUGUGAAAAUUUUGAAAAGUGACUACAGAAAUAUAGUUCUGAUUCCCUGCACAUAUGUAACUUAUAUGUUUCACUACUUAAGAUUUGACAAACUUUGAAGGAUGUGGCCAAGAAAGUGCCUGGUGCUGUUUUAUGUUUAUUUCUGUUGGCAUUUAUUGUUGUUUGAUAUUAACAUUGGUCCUAUUCAGAUGACGCCUUGCUUGGCCGUAGAA
Arachis stenosperma is the source of this 1306-nucleotide messenger RNA. RefSeq lists its product as uncharacterized. Gene Ontology annotation, cellular component: endoplasmic reticulum; endoplasmic reticulum membrane. The transcript is spliced from 2 exons. The record is from RefSeq and is a predicted model, not a curated record. Gene Ontology annotation, biological process: intracellular protein transport; endoplasmic reticulum to Golgi vesicle-mediated transport. NCBI's taxonomy places the organism in Eukaryota, Viridiplantae, Streptophyta, Magnoliopsida, Fabales, Fabaceae. The coding region runs from base 281 to 931 and encodes 216 amino acids.